AAACCAUAUAAUGACGCACAGUGAGGAGAGACCUUUUGCGUGUAGAAUCUGUGAGAAAACAUAUAAGAGAAAUUCAGAACUGAUCAGACACACUAUGGUACACACGGGAGAACGUCCUUACGAAUGUAAAGAAUGUCUUAUGACAUUCAGAGAGAAAACUAAAUUAAAUUCACAUAUGGUAGUACAUACAGGUGAGAAACCCUUCGAAUGUCGCAUAUGUCAUAAAUUUCUGGCGAGAAAAUCGGACUUGACAAGUCACAUGCUGUCUCACACUGGAGGGCAGUACGAUUGCAAGAUCUGUGAAAAAAUAUUCACCAGGAAGUCUGAUCUCAAUCGACACGUACUGGUGCAUACCGGAGAAAAACCGUUUGCCUGUGAUUUCUGUGAUAUGGCUUUCAGAGAGAAGGCAAGGCUAAAUGCACACUUGGUGAUGCAUACCGGGGAUAAAAAACAUGUUUGCAGAAUCUGUGAGAAGAGGUUUAAGGAUAAACAAGGGUUGAAGAAACAUAUGAUUGGACAUGCUGGAGAUAGACCGUAUGGGUGUUUUGUUUGUAAGAAAAAUUUCAAGAUGAAGAGUACUUUGGUGAGUCAUAUGCAAGUUCAUGAGGCAGAGGCUGACGAGGAGUGUAAAAAGGACGGAAAGAAUUUCGAAGAGGAAGACAAGUCGAAGAAAAAUUCAGUGGGGCUUGAGAGGGAGGGGAAGAGGUUCAAAAGUGAGGGAGAUGACUUGCACGUGGUGGAUCAGAGCAGUGACUGAACCCCAAUUGUAAGAAU
This is a messenger RNA of Fopius arisanus, 774 nucleotides long. Its product is annotated as zinc finger protein 525-like. Gene Ontology annotation, biological process: regulation of transcription by RNA polymerase II. The transcript has a single exon. Lineage: Eukaryota; Metazoa; Arthropoda; Insecta; Hymenoptera; Braconidae. The coding region runs from base 11 to 757 and encodes 248 amino acids. The record is from RefSeq and is a predicted model, not a curated record. Gene Ontology annotation, molecular function: DNA-binding transcription factor activity; RNA polymerase II cis-regulatory region sequence-specific DNA binding.